AUGGCAGCUGUUCCCCAAAACAACCUUCAGAAGCAGCUUGACCUUCAUUCAGUUAAAGGCACCCUAAAUAAACUGACACUUCCCAAACCAAAAGCUGUGGGAUUUACUUUCAAAAAGAAAGCCUCUCUUGAUAACUGCACACCAGUGGAAUAUUUAGGUGGGACAAAAGAUGUGGCCUUAAAGGAAAAGGAUAUUAACUUAUCCUUGACAAAACCGUAUGUGUCUUUCCCUAGCAUUAAGGAUAAGCAGACCAAAAUCAAUUCUCUCCAUGAAAGAACAUUGAAAGGACACAAAGGAAAACAGAACCAUCCGAAUGAGCUGUGUUUGAAUUCUUUGGAUUGUUUCCUGUCUCCUGUGAAAGAAAGAGAUGUGGGCAGUGAACAAAGUGACCCCCAGUUCCCAAAAGCAGACCGUAACUGUUCAUACAAUUCAGUUAUCGACAUUGAUGAUGUCUGGAAUGACAUGGAUGACUUUGAAAUAGCCGGGCAGCAAAAGAAAUGCUCAAAAUCAUAUGUUUCGUUUUCAGACACUCAGUCUGUAAAAACUAGCAAGGCUUCAGAAAGGCUAAAUGUCUUCACCAGUAAGUCAUCAAAGAAGGAAACCACAGGAAAAGUUAACCAAGAAUGUAAUGAAGUCUGUAUUCAAAAGAAUAGCAAAAUACAGAUGCCACUUAAGGAACAAGGUAUCACAGAGAGCCAAUCCGUCAUCUGGCUUGAUCCUCCAACAUCCAGCCCCUGUGAAAACUUUGCAGAUGAAGAUCAUCAAGAGGCAACUUCUGUAGCUAGUACCUUGAGGGACAAAAAGGAAGAGUCUUUGAAGGUACAGAAAGAUGCUGGCUUUAUGCUAAAUGGAAAUGAGAAACAGCAUGAUGAUGGGUGGAAAGAUCCCCUGAUGGGCAAUGAGUUUGAGGAUGAGGAAGAGUAUGUGGACUUCAUACCGCCUUCCCCGGAGGAAGAGAUGCCUUCUUUAUCCCCUUUUAAAACCAUUAGAGAAUCUGCAGCUGAGAAACCACUAUCUCCUGAAGCUUUGAAAAACAGCCUUACAGACUCUGGAGGAACCACAAACGGAAGCAGCGAAGGGCAGGAAGGCUGGUCCCUCUACAGUGUGAUGGAGAACAUCUGUAAACUAGUGGAUUCCAUCCCAGAAAGGGAGCUAAAGUCUUUGUCAUGUGAGAAGGAGCUAAUUCAGCAUAGAGACUGCAGAAGAAAACUGUUAAAUAAUUGCACUAACAGAGGCGGAAAGGACACUUGUAUAUCUAUGGAUGUAAACAGCAAGCUCUAUUCUGGGUAUGAUGAAUCUCUGGAAGGCGAUGUUUCUUUUCAGCUGGGAGAAAAAUAUGGCAUUAGCCUUCAAGGAGAAACUCUUAUUUCUAGACAAGGUUCCCGAAAACCACUUGCUGUUGAAUACCAGUACAACCAUUCACCCCCCUCCUUUGCACCAAACACUCAAGGCCCAUGUAAUACUCACCUGUCAAGUUUUUCAGAGUGUUCUGCUGUGCACAGUGACAUCUCUGCACUGGAAAGUGUGUUGUCUUUUCCCAAAAGAGUCACCAAUGAAAGAACUUCAUCCCAAACACCAAAGAUGGAAGGGAAAGUGAAGGAUUGGUUAUAUUCAGAGAUGAAUGUACCAACUUCAAGGGGACAAAGAAAACUCUCUCUACUUAAAAGCAAUUUGGGAGGUAACAACUCCACAGCAACAGGAGGUAUGAACUUUGAAAAUGGAGAUUUUGGUAUUGAUGACUUCAGUGAACUGGAUGAUGAUGACUUCAAUGAACUGGAUGAUGUACUAACUACUUCAACAACUGAGCAGCCCUAUAAAGCUCACUACCAGCUUGUUGGGGAAGCCCAGUCUGCCAAACCAUUCCCAGAAAAGAACUCCCUUAUUGCCAAGGAAAAUAGUCAUCUUUCAAAUCCUAUUUUCCCCCGAGCAAAGUUCAUUGUGCCUGCCAAGAGUUGCUCUGACCCACUGAUGAAAAAUCCACCUUCUGGAGAUCCAGCACUAGAGCACUUGAGAGGCUUAGCGUUUCCCCAUUCUAAUGAAAUGAUGAAGAUAUUUCACAAAAAAUUUGGUCUGCAUCACUUCCGAACCAAUCAGCUUGAGGCCAUCAAUGCCUCUCUGCUAGGCAAAGACUGCUUCAUUUUAAUGCCCACAGGAGGUGGCAAAAGUUUAUGCUACCAGCUGCCAGCUUGUGUUUCAGUGGGAGUCACCAUUGUAAUCUCCCCCUUGAGGUCACUGAUAAUAGAUCAAGUUCAGAAGCUAACAGCAAUGGACAUUCCAGCUACGUACCUGACUGGUGAUAAGACUGAUGCUGAAGCAUCCAGAAUCUAUAUGCAGCUGUCAAAGAAAGAUCCCAUCAUAAAACUUCUCUACGUUACUCCAGAGAAGGUUUGCUCAAGUGGCCGGCUGAUGUCAACUCUGGAAAAUCUAUAUGAGCGGCAGCUGUUGGCACGAUUUGUGAUUGAUGAGGCACACUGUGUCAGCCAGUGGGGCCAUGACUUUCGUCAAGACUACAAGCGUCUGAACAUGCUUCGUAAGAAAUUCUUCUCCAUUCCUAUGAUGGCUCUUACUGCCACUGCAAACCCAAGGGUGCAAAAGGACAUCCUAAAUCAACUGGAGAUGCUUAAGCCACAGGUGUUUAGUAUGAGCUUUAACAGGCACAACUUGAAAUACGACGUUUUGCCAAAAAAGCCUAAAAGCGUUGCUUUGGACUGCUUGCAAUGGAUCAGAAAAUACCAUCCGCAUGACUCUGGAAUAAUUUAUUGUCUCUCACGUUAUGAAUGUGACUCAGUUGCCAACAUUUUGCAGAAAGCUGGCCUUUCUGCACUUGCUUAUCACGCUGGUCUUCCUGACAACAUCAGAGUUCUUGUGCAGCAAAAGUGGAUUAAUCAGGAUGGAUGUCAGAUUAUAUGCGCCACCAUUGCUUUUGGAAUGGGGAUUGAUAAACCUGAUGUGCGCUUUGUGAUCCAUGCUUCUCUCCCUAAGUCAAUUGAAGGUUACUAUCAAGAGUCAGGCAGAGCUGGGCGUGAUGGAGAAAUCUCUCAUUGCCUGCUUUUCUACAGCUAUAGUGACGUCACCAGGCUGAGAAGGCUCAUUCUAAUGGAAAAAGAUGGCAACAGCCAUACACGGCAGACCCAUUUUAACAACCUCUACAGCAUGGUCCAUUACUGUGAAAAUGUAGUGGAGUGCCGGAGAAUACAAUUGCUAGCCUAUUUUGGAGAAACUGGCUUUAAUUCUCAGUUUUGUAAGGAAUACCAUGAAGUCAGUUGUGACAACUGCUGCAAACAACAGGAUUAUAAAUUGAGGAAUGUGACUGAAGAAGUGAGAAACAUUGUUAGGUUUGUUCAGGAGCAUUGUGGUGGAAAGGGCAAAAGAAGUACGAAGAGCAACCUAGGGAAAUAUACACUGAAUAUGAUGAUUGACAUUUUCUUGGGUACAAAAAGCGCCAAGAUUCAGUCUGGCAUGUUUGGCAAGGGAGCAGCCUACUCACGCCAUAAUGCUGAGCGACUCUUUAGAAAGCUAGUAUUGGACAAGAUUCUGGAUGAAGACCUGUACAUCACUGCUAACGAUCAAGCAGUAGCAUACGUUCAGAUAGGGGAAAAGGCUCAUGCUGUGCUAAAUGGUUCUCUACAGGUAGAAUUCUGUGAAACUGAAAGUGCCAGCAGCAUUCGCAAGCAAAGGGCCUCAGUGACCAAGAUGUCCCAGCGGGAAGAGAUAGUUAAGAAAUGUCUCUCAGAUCUGACAGAUGUCUGCAAAAAUCUUGGGAAAGUGUUUGACAUCCAUUACUUCAAUAUUUUUAACACCGCCACACUUAAAAGAAUUGCGGAGACGUUAUCUUCGGACUCCGCAGUUUUGCUUCAGAUUGAUGGGGUUACAGAGGACAAGUUAGAGAAAUAUGGAGCCGAAAUAAUUGAGGUGAUGCAGAAGUACUCUGGAUGGACACUGCCAGUGGAAAACAAAUCUCUCCCAACCAUGGAUGCUGAUGUCACAAGAGGUUACAAUGUUAAUGAAGCAGAGGAGGAGAUGUGCACAACAUCUGGCUAUUUCCAAAAUAAAGCCAACAAAGGAAGAAAGAGAAAAAAGCCACAGUUAUUCAGAGACUCAAAGAAGAAGAAAACUGGUCCCGGCGCCCAGCAGGCUCAUUCCAAGGGGGGUUACAAAUUCUGCAGAAAGAUAUCAUCAUCCAACUCCAAAGGUUGUACAUUUGACCUUCCUCCAGUCAAGCUAGGAAUUGGCAAAAGGCCUGGAAUUAUGGCACCGCCAAAACCCCAAAGCAGACAAUACCUUAAACCGUCUUAUUCGCUUUUGUAAUGUCCUUUAAAGCUCUUUUCAUUUGUAUGAGCAGUACUUCUUAUAAACUUUCUAAAAAUUUGAU
This is a messenger RNA of Elgaria multicarinata webbii, 4372 nucleotides long. It is a transcript of the gene BLM, whose product is annotated as BLM RecQ like helicase. Gene Ontology annotation, molecular function: four-way junction helicase activity; 3'-5' DNA helicase activity; DNA binding. The transcript is spliced from 21 exons. Gene Ontology annotation, cellular component: chromosome; cytoplasm; nucleus. NCBI's taxonomy places the organism in Eukaryota, Metazoa, Chordata, Lepidosauria, Squamata, Anguidae. The record is from RefSeq and is a predicted model, not a curated record. Bases 1 to 4308 code for a protein of 1435 amino acids. Gene Ontology annotation, biological process: telomere maintenance; DNA replication; double-strand break repair via homologous recombination.